Xenopus laevis (African clawed frog) is the source of this 1918-nucleotide messenger RNA. Its product is annotated as posterior protein-like. Bases 388 to 1809 code for a protein of 473 amino acids. The transcript has a single exon. NCBI's taxonomy places the organism in Eukaryota, Metazoa, Chordata, Amphibia, Anura, Pipidae. The record is from RefSeq and is a predicted model, not a curated record.
AUGACUGCCAUGUUUUACUCAUAAAAUGCUUAUUUCAGAGAAGAUGCUUAAUGCAGCUGUUUAUAAUUAAAUGCUGUGCUUUAGAUUAUGUUGAAUAUUCUAAUUUUACAAAUGAUUAUAUUUUUGCAGGUAAUAUGUAGGUAGGUAGGUUGCACUGAUGAAGCUAGGGUAACAUUUUCUUAAACAUAAAAUACUGAGUGUGCAUGACCCCUCUUUUUCUUCAUUUCGCCCAGCAGUUCAGCCCAAGUGGGUCAGGUUCCUUCCAACUUACCCGGAUUGCUUUGUGAAGUCCAACUUUCUGGGAGAGCCCAGCAGCUGCACAGAAGACUUACAAAAAAAAAUCAAAAGCAAACAAUUUUUUGGAAAGAAUUUUAUGGUGGCGUAAAUAUGUUUAAAGCUGGUAGAGUCACUUUAAGAGGUGGAGUUGAUGGAGUUACUGAUGGAAAUUUUGAAGUAGAAGAAAGUUCAAGGGAUUGGAAUAGGAGGUGCUCAUGGAGAGAAGCACAAGUGUCCUCUUUAGACAAUUAUGUGAACGAGAGGUCGAGUUUAUCUCUCACAGAACAGUUGAGCUCUGGAGCCCAUACCCAAAGGGGUCACUUUCUUUCUUCUCAAUUAGAAAGGACCAAGUGGAGUUCUAAAAAUGUGCCCAUCUUAGAACACGAUUCUGAUAACCAUGAUCAAAGUCAGGGAGGAAGUGUGACCAACGUAUCACCCUUCAGCCUUUCCAAUAAAGUGGAAGGUGUCAUUGUACCACAAAACCAUAAAAGGGAAGGUGGACCUGGUUUUGGCACAAUGAAGCUUCCCCAAUGCAAGCCUCCAAGUGGAGACAAGGGGGAACCAGCUGGUGACUAUGCAGGUUGGGUGUAUUUAGUGACACCUAAUGCAGGAUCACAGGGUAUUAUGGACAAAGGGGUGACCAGAGCCCUCAAAACCCUAGAGAAUGCUUAUUUAAUGAGAGGAGAUGAUCCAGUGCUAUUUUGUUAUAAUUAUUUGGCACUUUAUCGAGCUGCUUACAACAACCCUGACAUGUCCCCCAACAACAGCCAUUUUUUAUAUUCAAUGGCGAAUAAAUGUCCCUUCCUAGACCAGGCAACGAGAAUGGCCCUCAUACAUGCUAAUUCAUUCCAAAGAUUUCUACAUAUUUUACUGGACCGGACUGGAGAGGACUAUUCCAAAAGCAACAGUGGCAAAACACACAAAAAAGUCAAUCAGAUGAUGAUCUCCGGGGACUUUGGGUUGCUUAUCAGAAGAGACUGCAGAGGGCAAAAUAUCACAUGUAAAUGCUCUCCAGAAGUAAAACAUAUGAGGCCUUGGAAAGAUAACCUAAACCCAAGAGAGAGUAGCCCUUUAUGCUAUGGCCUACUCCAUCAUGCAUUAGGGAGAGAACACCUCAAGGAACAUCCCACUAACUGCCAUUAUGAAGAAAUGGGAUCCCAGGACCCUACCCUUUGCAUUGUAUCGCAAAUACACAAAGAUUUGGAUGGGAGACCUAUUAUCCAAGGGACAGUAGGGGGUUAUUGUGCCAGGAUGCUCCUGGAUACAGGUGCAGAUGUCUCCAUAACUCAUUUAAAUCUAAUAGAAGAUCCUUUGGGUGGAAUGCACAUUCUUGAAGGCUUAGGAGGGCAUGAAAUGAUAUUCAAAAGAUCUCUGCCAGUCAAAGUGACUCUGGGAGAUCUCUGUGUCCUGCACAGUUUUUUUAUUUCUUCUACACACAAGGAAACAAUAAUUGGUUGUGAUGUAAUGAAAAAACACAAUCUUAUCAUCGACCUGUGCGACUGGAUAUUGUGGAAGGGAAGUAAGAGACACUGAUCUAGGAGCAGUGAUACUUCUAAAGACUCGCUUAAAGGAGAUGUCAACCCCUUCGGCGCUAAAAUCCCUCCCCCUCCCCUGUGUUGCCCCCCCUCCCCCCUGGCCUACC